This is a messenger RNA of Neodiprion fabricii, 10447 nucleotides long. RefSeq lists its product as uncharacterized. Bases 333 to 6986 code for a protein of 2217 amino acids. Gene Ontology annotation, cellular component: transcription regulator complex; nucleus; histone methyltransferase complex. The record is from RefSeq and is a predicted model, not a curated record. NCBI's taxonomy places the organism in Eukaryota, Metazoa, Arthropoda, Insecta, Hymenoptera, Diprionidae. Gene Ontology annotation, biological process: positive regulation of transcription by RNA polymerase II. The transcript is spliced from 11 exons.
CUUGUUAUUGUUCAUGGCGUUUUAUGACUUGUCCCUUUAUAUUGCCGAUUAUGUCGAGUUUUUUCGCGAUUUUUGCCGCACGCAGUGAGCAUAAAGUGAAGUAAGGGCAGCGCAUUCUAUUUUGUAGGAAGAUAAGUGUGUUGGUGCUGUGUCUCAGUGUAAUUUGGAAGCGAGAAAUCCCGCACGAAGUUGGAAAGAAAUGGGUAGGCAACGGUGUUAAAGAGACGGCGUUGGGGCGGGUUGGCACAGAGACGUGGCUGUUUCGGUGGACUAACAGGCAGUACAGCAGUACUUUAAGAAGUCCCCAGGCUCCCCGGGUAGUUAUGUGAUUGAUGGUUGUCAUGGCGGCAGACAGCGAUGGUGAUCUGAUCGAGACGGUGGUUACGUGCGAGGGGGAUCUCGGGGACCCAGAAUUUGCACACAAGUUCAAAGUUAUUGUCGAGCGUCUCGAAACCCUGCUCUGUCAAGAAAAGGGUGAGAGCUUACGUGUCGAUAAGGUGGAGCCAUGGAACUCUGUAAGAGUAACAUUUUCAAUUCCAAGAGAGGCUGCGCUACGUCUAAGAGAAUUGGCAGCCCAGGGCUCAGCAACUCUCACACAGCUUGGCAUCCUUUCUGUUCAAGUUGAAGGAGAUCAGGUGAUAUCUCUGAGGCUUGCCAGUCACUUUGGUGGAGAAGCGCAAGAAAUAGUUUUGCGUUCUGGAUCCACUCAAGAUGGGGGCUCCAAAGCUCAAGGUGAAUCUACCAUCGAAGUCUCUCACACGGAAUCCGAUUCUUCAGCAGCUGUUGCCGGGCCCAGUAAUGCAUCCAGUAUUUCCUCAGCCUUAUGCAAUGUCGCACAAAUAAUAGCUGCUGGUGCUUCAGGAGAAAAGGCUCCUCAGUUUCGAUCGCCGAAUGUCGUAGCCCCGACGGAUUGCGAUCCGAUUCCACCCUUUCUCGCAAAAUCAGCACAACCAACUCCGGGGAGUAGCACCAGCGGGAUUUCCGGCAGCCAAUCCACGACGACAUCCGGCACAUCACCGAGAAACAACUACAACGGCCCAUUUCCGUUCGCUAGCAUGACACAUGCUGCCCAAGCUGUACAUAGUCGCGAAUCCCAGGCUGCUGGUGCCGUUAAAAAUGCAGUGCAAUUUAAGCAUCAUACACAACCACCGCCACCAUAUCCUGCACAAGAUAGUCUGAUAACGGUAACGUCGCUGAGCACUGGUCACACGACAUCCCUGCCAGUGUCAGCAGGCCAGUUGACCAAUCAAUACAAACAGGUCAACGCUACGGUGACGAGUUUGUCAUCUACCAAUGGUAGUAGUUUACCCAACAACCCUAACGCCAGUGGUAAUCAAGUCGCAUUGUCGAGCCCACUGUUGGUCAAUCUUUUACAAAACGACGGCAGUUCGCAUUCCAACAACGUGAUGACCAGUCAGAAAAUGCUACCUCCAGCUGCUGUGGAAAGUGCAGGAAACGUGAACCGUAUGAGGCCAACUAAGAAACCGAUCGCCAGAAGGAAAGAUAAUAUAAACUCGCCAAACGACUCGCCUCCAAGUUUGGAAUCGUUGAAAACGGAAGAUUUACUGGGGGCGUCGAGCAUUGUUCCGGACUUAACGCGGAAUUCUGGACCUUCGGCAUUUGCUACCGUAAAUGUUAAUCAACAGACAGCGAUAGCUCAACAGCACUCCGGAAAUGUGAUUAGUACAGGACAAACCUUGCCUUUGACACAAAAUUCCCACCAAAUGCAGGCCCCAACUAUACACAACCAAGUACAAAUACAACAAAAGUUUCCAAUCCGACAAGAACUAGCCUAUCGGCCAUCUCAGAUACGAAUACAAAAUCAAUCAAUGCCGAUAAAACAUUCACUAAGCAAUCAACAGGUUCGAACUUCUCUCCAGCAGCGACAACAAUUAGUAAUCCAACAGCAGCAGCAGGUGAUUCAAGCUCAACAACAAUUGGGACAGCAAAGUGGUAGUAACAACCAAUUGAUUCAACAACAAGGCGGAGCAACCUCCCAGUCAUCGAUAAACGAGCAACAGGGCAACAAUUCUCAGGUGCAGCAAGCAGCUGGAAAUCACCAGAUCCUCCAACAACAAAUGAUGCACUCUGGAUCGGGAAUUAAUACCCCUCAGCAGAGGCUGAACUAUUUGGGAAACGUGCGUCAGGCGACCCCUCCGCCUUAUCCCAGACAAGCAACGCCACAACAACAGAAUCAACAACAUCCACAGCCUCAAUCGCAGCCAUCGCAUUUAGGGCAGCAAAAUCAGAUGCUAAACGUACAGCAGCAGCUGCACCAUAAUCAGUUAAAAAACAUGAACGUCAAUACAGGUGCAACGACAGAUUUUCGUUAUGGUCAGAGUCAGAAUAUUCUUAGCAGAAACUAUUCCAAUGUUGCGGGAAACAGCGGGUCGGCUUGGAACGUUCAAAACGGUGCCGUUCCUCAAGGUGCUCAAGUUAAUACCGCUCAGCGCAAUGUUGGUCCCAGUCAGCCUACUGGAACGUUUUCACAAAAUGUGCCUCGAUUAAAUCAUGUUGCUGUACCUGCCAGCAUAGCAACGGCGAAUACUGCGGCUGCGCCAGAACCAUCUAAGGCGGAGGAAGAGCCUGAACCGGAAUACACGUCGACAGGAAAAGUCAGGCAAUUCUUAAUAAACCCAUUGACCGGGCUCUUGGAGCCGAUGCCAAGUGAGAGUUCGGAUUCGGAACCAGAGAGUGCGGUCGACAAUCAGGAUGAUUUCUUUUCUUUUCCAUCUCCGUCUAACGACAGAUCAAAUUCCAUUUUUUCGGAUGAUGACGCGGACAGUAAUUUCUCAAGAAGAAACGACACCACCACAAAUACAGAUCAAUCCGACUCUGAAACGACAGUGAAAUCCACGGCCAGCGAGGGCAGUAUGAAACACAACAGAAUAAAGUCCAGCAGGGAAUUGGCUCACAGUCCGAUGCCGGGUGAGAAAAUAAAGCUCCGUCUGAAACUGGAGAAAUCUGAACCAGUUACACCCGCCUACAAAGUCGACGUCUCAUUUGUUAAUAUGCCUCCUGUUAGGAAAGCUGACAAGUCUGUGAAUAAAAUAUUUUCGGCCGGUAUCCAAAGUUCAGGUCCAGCCGGUGAUGAACCUAGAGUGCCUCCGUUACACAUCUCUUUAAGAGGUCGCAACGCAUCCGUAGUUCAAAUCAGAAAGAAGGAAAAAAAAGCUUUGAAGGAAGGUGAAUUUGAAUCUUUAACGAUAAAACGACGUGGUAAGCUGAAGAAAAUGAAAGAAUCCACGGAUGGUAAUAAAUUACUUCAAAAAAAGUCAUCUUUAAGUAUGAUAAUCGGUACUUCGUCCAUAUCUAAAUUUCCGUUAUCAAAUUCAACCAUCAUCAACAGCACUCACUCUGUGUCAAAAAUGAACAGUGCGCUUCAAACCGUCAUGAAUAAAGCAAAUGCCUCGAAGCAAGAUUCGCCGUUGGAUGUAUCGAAACUACAGACAGUUACAGCAAAACCCAGUUCCAGCAAAACCAGCGACGUGGAUGACAUACCGCUCAACAGUAGAAUACCGUCGCCUGUCAAGCAUAAGAUUUUAAAUCCAACGGCAAACUCUCAGCCAGUUUUGGCUAAAACCCAAUUGGAAACUGAGGUUCAAAACCAUACGAGUGAACAUAAAAUUGGAGGAGGCAAGACCAAAAGAAGAGAUUCUAAGAAGAAAUCGGAGACCAACGACGGCUUAUAUCGUGAGCAGAAUUUAUUAUCUGGUGGGAGAAUUUUGGACAACCAGAUGAAAUGGCGAAAAUUCGGUUACAAAGGAAAUCCGGGACAACCUAUAAAGAAAUCUGAGUCAGCAUUAACCGAAAAUGUUCCACAUAAGGUUAAAAAAGUUGGAGAGGUUCGAAGAACUAGUGAUAGUGACAUUAACAGAACUGUAAGUGAAACAGCAAAUGCAUUGAGCGUAGUGACAUCCAGAUUAACUGAAAUCAACGGAAUCAAAAAAGACCUUGUUAGUCACGAAAAAAAGAGACGACUGAGUUCAGUGGACGAGAAGGAUCUACGUUUAGCAGAAUCUCAGAGUGCAGAGAUGACACAGCUCCACAGUCAUAAGAGUGUUUCCGACGGUCUAACUCAAAAUUCAAAUCCAAAGAUCAAUUCGAGUUGUGACAAUGAGAAUUUUAUUGCAAAUCCUCCGAGCAGCCUCGAAAGUAACCUUGAAAGUAAACCUUCAGCUCCCUGUGCGGUUGACGUUGUGUCUAAAAAUCCGCAAGACAGGUUACCGGAUCAAGUUGCUAAAAUUAAAACUGAGACGGAGAGACUAGGUGCUAAGAUGAAUUCGACCGCUGUGAAUAAGACUCACAACAUCGUUGCUAAGGUGAAGAAUCACGUAUCUGGGAAGAACGAAGUUAACCCGAACUUGAACAGGCAUAAGGUGGAACAAGUGCAUAAAAAGAUUGUUCAGAAUCACAUAAUAAAAUCGCAGUCCGAAAGACCAGGGACAGUGACCAAGUUAGAAAAUAUGCAACGCAUCAGUCUGUUGAAGAACUCACAGAGUACACCGGUCACCAACACUGAACAGCCGUGUAGAGUUCAAAAUAUUGAUCUAUCCGUUAAGCCGAUAUUGCCGAUAGGCGAUAUUAACGUGACGGAGGCAAAAGUCAAGCAGAAAUUGCUCGAAAAUACGGUACCUGUUGGACUGGGUGUCGAUGCGAGUGCGGAAAGAGUUGGCAAUGGCGGUGGAGGUGAGGAUUCCGGUAUAGAAUCGAUGGACGCGCUGUCGGAAAAAUCACCUAACCAAGGGGAAUCCCCAUUGCACAGACCAACAACCGAGUCCAUACCUCAAUCUACAAAUAAAAACGCGAUUCAAGGUGAAACCCCAAUGCAGACAACCAAUAAGAACGUGCCUUCCUCGACUAGCGAUAGUAAUAUGUGUUCAAACUCGGAAAUUCUAAAAACUGGUGAUCCGAAAAGACUAAGUCCCGUGUCAGUUGCUAGUUAUCUAGAAAAUCGUUUGAAACAUGACACAGCUGGAAACUCAAGUGAGCGUAGUGUUAUUAAUGUGUCUAGUGAAAAAGCAGCGUUUGCCAAGUCGCAAGACAAUGACAAAGCAGCGUCUGCCGCAGGUGCAGAAGUUACAGACAAUAGUAAAAAUAUUGCAAGUCCAUUGGUCACAGCCUCGACUACCGUUGCGCCAAGUUCCGUGCUGACUCAAUUGAGCUGUGACAAACUUUUACAGUGUACAAAUACAGAGAUCAAAGAUGUUUCACUUGUGGAUAGUUUUGGAGUGAAACCCCUUAAAUUAGAUACUUCUGUUAAUCUAAAUAACCAAAAUGAACUAAACAAAGUAGAUGUUAGUCAUGAACAAUCAAACGUUGUCCAACAGUCGUCCAAUAAGGACUCAAAGACUUCGUCGGACGACAGUUGUGCAAAUAUUUUAAGCGACAGUCCUAUCGGACAAAAUAACAACAAUGGCGUGCCUGUAAUACAAAAUCAUGUGGCGUACAGUAAAGUUAAAAACGAUAAAAUCGAACCGACGUUAAUUCAAGCUAAUCUAAAGGCAGAAAACACAUGCUCAAACAUACAAACUCUUACACCGGAUAUUAAAACUGAACCAAAUCUAGAAGUAAAGUUGCACGACACCAGGCAAGUUGAUUUGCCCAACAAUUCGGCUCACCCUUUGAAUUCAACCCUUGGCAAUAAAGUAGAAACAGAUAAGAAUCAGAUGUCCAAUGUACAAACUCAACAACUCGCGGUUAAAGAAUCGUCGCCGAUUUGUUUACACAAGGUGAACGAUGAACUGGUUAAAAAAAUUGUCAGUGACGUUGCGACAGAAAGAAAUGUUGGCAUCGAAUCGCCAUCAGUCGACGAUCCUCAGCCAAUUAGAAUUACUCCUCCUCUAUAUACGUAUUCUAAUCCAGUAGUUUUGCAACGAGAUGAAACCCCCAGUCCAGCAGCGCAUAACCAGGAGGUAGAGACCAGCGAAGUAGAUCACGCCAAGAGGAAACGUAGAAGAAAACAGGAACUAGAAGGUCGACAAGAUGUGAUAUGCAUAGAAGAUAACGAAGAUUCACAUUUCCUCGAUCGAUUAAACUCAAACAAUUCAAACGAUUAUGUUAAGCCAAAAUCACUAUUAGAACAGCUUCUGAUAGAGAUUCCCGCAGAAAAUACUGAAAAGAGAUCGCUGAGAACGAGAUCGCAGAAACUGAACAGUCCUGACAUUGUUAAAACGCCGAAAAGUAGUCCACAUGGCCAGAAUAAAAUAGAAGAACGCCGUAGCAUAUCACCCUUUGCUAAGGCAAGCCCAAAAAUGGGUGUGUCAAAGUUAUCGCCUAAUGCCUCAACAGCCAAAAUUGGUAAGAGAAAAAGACAAGAAAGCGAAAGUUCUGUUGCAUCAAGUACAGCGGACGAUCCUCAGCCCAGACCGGGAAAACGGAAAUGUUCGGAAAAUGCUGCGGAAUUAAUCAAAGCUUAUAUGGGGGUUGAAGAAUGUGGAUCUAAUAAGAAACAAGUAACUACAAAGGAGGAGCAAAGUAAAAAAGUCUUCAAUGUACUGACAAAAGCAAAAAAAGGACCAAUUUUAGUAGAUGUGGAUUCCUCAGAUGACGAACCGCUGAUUGAUAUAGCGGAAAAAGCAAGAAUGCGAAUGUCGGAUGAGGCACCUGCAGCAUCUCCAAAGCCUAGAGAUCCCAAAAUGAUUGCAAGCGGUCUAGUGAUGGGAGGUCAAAUUAUUUCUAGCAACACAUCAAACACAUCAAAUGCUAUUAACAGAGUGCAACGAGAAAGCCGGCUAUUGACUACCAAACAGCCACCUAGCGGAGCGUCUGCAUCGACUGGAAAGGAAAGACUUCGAGGAACAUCCGUAUCUAGCAAUGAAUCCAUUGGCGAGAUCCCGACACGCAGGUCGGUGAGGCAAAACACCGCAUCGCCAUUGGCAACUCCCGCUGGUAACACUCGAGGGGCUUCCAGAUCCGUGGAUGAUGUUAACAGAAGAAAGACGCGUAGUGGAGCCGUUAUUCAAAGUUGGAAAGAUCUGUGUUAAAAAAAUACGAAACGGCACCACUGGAAUGUUUCUGCCAUAGGAACCUGUGUAGAAGAAUUUUAAAUAAUGUGGUUUUUAUUAACUUUUUUCUGAAUAAUUAGAUAGUGAAUCCAUAAAUAUUUUCGAGGAUAAAUGUAUAAUAUAUUUUUUUUAUAACAUUGUAAAAUUUCAAGCCUCAAAGUUGAAAUCUUCGAUUACCAUUAGAUUUAUGUAAACCUCCUUAAGUUUCAAGGAAAUCAAAAAACUUAUAGAGUUCCACUGAUGCAUACCCUUAAUAAAGCAUUUAAAAGAAUGGGAUCGCGAGCAAGUAGCCUACUAUCAAUUCAGUACAUCUCAUACUGACUGUAUAUGACAAAGAUUAUUUUAUAUGGAUUUCGAAUUUUGUUAAGAAUUACUUAGCAAAAUAUGAUAAUGAACGAUAUUUGUAACGGAUAGUGUAAAUACCUUGUGUAUUGCAAUACAAGUGCACAGGAAGAGUGCUGGAUGUAAUAAAAUAUUAUUCUUUUCGUACUAUUAUUAUUGAAGGUAGUAAUGAUAUUAUAUUAGUACUAGCGUACAGAGUAUCUUAAUAUUCAGAGUCCAUCUUUUCCAAUCGUGUACCGUCUGUGUUACAAAACGAGAUCAAUUUUGUCAAGCAUCUUCAAUUUUCUCACUACCCAGUGUGCUUACUUGUAUCCAGACUCUUAGGUUCUACUGUAAUGCCAAACACCUUGUAUAGCACGAGUGGUGUUUUAGUGACAGUCGAGAAGGCGAAGCAGGCGAAAAGGCGGCGAAUAUCGCGAGAGACCAAAUGACCUUCGGGGAGCGACCUUGACAGCGAUUAGCUACCGUCGCUAGUCAGGGCUCGUCUGUCUAUUUGUCUGUCUGUUAACAAUGUUAGUUCAAUUGCUGUGUGGCUGGACCCCACCUGGUGACUAUGUAGCAUCAAUAAUAACGCACAAUGUCAAUACAGUGUUGCCCGAGUGUACAGUAACUGGACUAGUGUUGGAUGGCGAGUAAUAACGCAGAUUUCACUCUGUUCCUCCUCGAUACCUGGAUUAUAAUUGAGCGUUUUCUUCUUUCUGUAGUUUAAACGUUGAGGGAAUAAAAUUGUUAGACCGCUUAUUUCAAAUAGUGAAUUACGCGGCACCGAAAUCAUUUCAACCCACUCUAGGUAGACUUUCUUCUUCAAUUAUAAUUGCAAUUUUCUUUCUUUUCCAUCUUACAUCGAGUCGAUGUAUCGACGUCGGUUCUAUUUCAAAACUCAAUGAAUACAUUCCGCCAAUCCUGUAGCGGCUUUGCUGCCAAACUAAACUUUCAUAAUGGAUGUUCUUCUCAGGUUUACCUAAAAUGCUUCACUGAAGCGCGAAAUAAUUGUAUUUACAAAAGUGUGUGAAAUCGAUUGAACUUCGCAUGGCUUUGUGACAUGAAAUAAUAACUUGGGAAAAGAAAAUCAUAGUGUAAAAAACUCUGGUGAAACUAGUUUUCUUACUCUAGAACUCUGUUCUGCCUUUUAUCCGUUGCUAUCCAGCAUUCUUCCAUUUACCUCACCAUUCGGUAGUACUAUUUAGUUAUUUAGAUUAACUCUAAAUUAUUGCACGCUAUUCGAUUGCGCCAGUGUUUACAUCACACGGAAAAAUCGUAACAAUGCCUCGUCUACAUGGGUUCUAUCUGCUUAAAAGUUGAAUGAUAUUGCCUCUUGUAAGGACGUCUGGAGUACCAGAGUGGCGCAAAAACAUUGAGACAUGUACCUAAAAUUCGGCAAUCCAAAUUUCUUGUUCAAAUUUCACAUGAUAUCACACUCAACAUUCAGAAUGUACAGUCAAAACUUUCGUACUAUAUUGCCCAGGUAUCCAAGGCAUCUGUUUUGCUCAUUCUAGUAUUCGUCUAACACAAUUUGCGAAUGCAACGCUCCAUGAAGACUAUGAAUUUGAAACUGUUGUUACUGCCGUAACAUGGUGAAUCAACUGUACACUUGUGACAAAAUAAUUAUUUCUAUCUUGGUUUAGGUGAUGAUUGUUUAGGUAUCCUUUGCCAGCAGACUGUGUUUAUAGUUGUCUAAUUAAUAAGGACUUCUUGUUAAUUUAUUUUGUUACUGUUCAUACUAUAUUCUUAAAUAUAUUACUAUCGUGACGGUUACAGUUGUAAAAAUCUAGAAACAUAUAUAUGUGUAUAUACCGUUCUUUGCAUAUUUUUUCUUUUUUUUUUUUUUCUUUCUUUUUCUCACCCAGUUACUGCCAUCCAGCAUCUAUUUUCUAUGUAACAACAUAUACAAAGAUUCUGAGAUAUUGGCCAUAUCUUCGGUUAUAGCAUGUAAAUAAUAUAAUUUCUUUCUAUCUGACAAAAAAGCCAAAAAAGAUAAAGAAAACCGCAAUAACUCUUUUGACUUCCUUGUGGUAAUGAUGAAAGAGAGUUGACAAUUACAAUCAUUGAAUUGAAAUAUUUUUCUAUCGAUAAUGUAUUUCUACUAAAUACAGUUGCUUAUUUUUGUUUUUGAACCUUGUAAACAUAGUCUGUUGGUGGUAAUGCUGCCUCGAAUUAGUACUUCGUGCAGGGCUGGGUUAUAGGAAAAAUUAACAAAGGAUUUAUUUUAUUUAUAAAAAGUAAGAGGAACACUGGGAUAUAUGAUUAAUGAUUCAUGCAUAAAUAUACGGAAAUGAUGAUAAUAAUAAUUAAAAAAAAUUAUUAAUACAGUGUUAAUUUGAUAGGUAAUAUAUGAAUGAAUAUAUUUUGUAAAUAAUUUCUUGUAUAGACACUCGUGCAUCUCCCUUUGUAAAUAUAGAAACUGUUAAAUUUUUAUUAAAUUAGUAAUUAUAUAAUAAAUAUCAUUGCAACUCCACUGUCACUACUAUUAGCUGUUUAAAAAAAAAUUGAAUGAAAAUGAAAAAAAAACUAUCUAAGUACAUGUUUUAAAUAAUUUCUCUUUAACAUUAUCACACAUGAUAUAGGUAUGAGAACUACUAGAAUAUUGUUUUUUUUCGCAAGAAAUACAUCUAGUUUUAUAACAUGUAAAUGUAAAUUAAAUCUUUUAAACUAUAUGAAAUUGAUGAUAAUGCAGCCUUGUGUAGCUAUCUGUCUUUCUUAUGAUGAUUAAGAAUAAAUUAGUUUACAAUUUAACUAUCGAGAUUAUUAAUGGUAAUUGCAAAACCCUACCAUUAUUUUUUAAAUAUUUUCUUAAACCGUUAUAAAUUUACCUCCAUAUCGUAUCUUGUCUCCUCAUUUUUUGCUUCGAAACAUUCGUUGAUUUAUAAUUAUAGGUCCUUUCGUUUAAUAUUAUUAUUGCGAGAUUUCAUUUGAUGCAUUGAGUUUCGAAUGUCUUUAGUCUCGUGACACAAUGAGCCAAUUGUAAUCAAUACAAGUAUCCGCAACAAACUAAUCAUUUUGCACCUUUUGUACAAAAUGUUUGUAAGUACGUCAUAAGUUGGAAGUAGAAAACUAACGAGGCAAGCAAGCAAGCUUCCGUCAAAAAUGUGUCAUUGUGU